UAAAACCGGAAGUAAUUCUAUAGCAACAACUAUGCUGUUGAUAAAUGAGUAUUUUUAUCGUAUUUUUGAAAAUAUACCAUAAUUAGUUUUAGAUGGCUGAAAAAAAGUAUGAUCUUGCACUCGUGAAAACCGUAACAGACAAGAAAAUCAGACCACAAGAAUGGUAUAAAGAAAGAUUGAAGACCAAGUUCAUAAAGUCAUUAAAACCAACUGAUACAUCUAAACAUCUUGUCGGCAAAAACUGGUUAUUUGUUAGAGAUGGACUGGAUGACUUUAGAGAUGGCUAUCCACCACCUGUGGAAGGAGACAUUAUCCUCAAGGGUUCCAAAGGACCAGGGCCAAACAUAAAAGGUAGCGGUGAGAAUUUAAGUUCUGUAAAACAGCCAGCAGCAAAGAAAAGGUUUACAAAACAUCAAAUAUGUUACUCAAGGCAGACUCCAUUACAACAGCAAAUGAGAGAUCACAUUGAUGAAGUAGAAUUUGGACUAACACAGCAUCCACUGGCACUUUAUCCACAUUUCGAGGAAAACUGUCCUCCAGAUUUGUUUGAUAUGAUCGUAGAUCUGUUAGAUCCGGAAAUAAAUAUGAUGUCAGAGGAAGGAUCAGAAAGAGAUGAAUAUGAUGAAGAAAUUGUAGAGGAAAAUGAGGAAGAAAGGAAAUCAGACAUUGAUGAGGAAGAUGAUAAAUCUGUGAAAGAGGAGAAAGAAAAAGAAAUGGAUAACUUUGGUGGGGAAAAAAUACCUCGACAUCCAUACAGAUGGAAAGACAAAAAAGAUAAAAAGAAACCUGGUGAUGUGAAGUCAACACAAGCAGAAACACAGAGUGAACAUAUAAAAAAAGUUACGAAAGAAUUUUGUGAUUGGGUGGCAAAUCUUGGUGGAGAGUCAAACAAAAACAAUAUGGAAGAGUCAACUAUUACCAGUUUAUUUGCUAGUGGCUAUGAAACAAAACCAGCACUCUCAGUUCCAAUACAUGUUGUAGAGUUAACAAAUGUUCCACAAGAGUUACGAGCUACUGCUAAUGUAGCACAACAACAACAGGCAACAAAGAGUAUACCAACUGAAAAGAAAACUCCAGAAAAAUGGAAAUACAGUGGUAACUACCAGCCAACAUGGGUAAAGUUCAAAUAUGGCUCCUGGUAUUUAGAUCCAAAAUCAUGGAAGAAAAGAGAUGCUGAAAUUCCAUUACUAGAUCCUAAAGAAGUUAAAAAUCAAGAAAUGUCGGAAUCUAAGAAAAAAAGCAAAGAAUUGAAUAAUGAUAUAGCACAGUCUCAUGGUGCCAAAUUAUUCAUGGAUUGGACAAUAGAUGUUAAGAAAGACAAACGGAAACCAGAAUUUCUAGAUGAAGUAGCAGAAAUACAAACCAAAGCUGCUGAAGAGGAAAAGAAACGAAUAGAGGCAGAGAUAGCUGCUAAACAGAAGAAGACUUUCUUUAGAAAAAAACAAGUUGAAGUCUCUUAAUAACGAAUCGAGUUAUUUGUGUGUUACUGUUAUUUCAUUGUACUGUUCCAAACAUCUAACGUUCCAUGCAAGAUGUCGUGCUGCAAAAACUUUACAAAACUUUUCUCGGAUCUUACUGUUUGAUUUUCUUUAUUUUUAAAGAAAACAGAACAUUUCUAAGAAAAAGAUAUUUCUGUUGAUCACUAGUACGUCCGAUCUUUAAUAUACAUAUUGAAUUAUUAUUCUUUUAAAGUAUGUCACAUUCCUAAACAGCAUAAUCUGUGAAAACCCAUAAUGCCUGAAAAAAAUUUAAAUUAUAUUGUUUUUUCCUUUCAGGCAAGAUUGUGAUCAAAUAAAGUGUAUAAACAAUUAA
Molecule: messenger RNA, 1812 nt
Organism: Mytilus californianus (California mussel)
Lineage: Eukaryota; Metazoa; Mollusca; Bivalvia; Mytilida; Mytilidae
Product: protein FAM47A-like
Exons: 9
Coding region: 93-1460 (455 amino acids)
Source: RefSeq, a predicted model, not a curated record